Priapulus caudatus is the source of this 5098-nucleotide messenger RNA. RefSeq names its product disintegrin and metalloproteinase domain-containing protein 12-like. Gene Ontology annotation, biological process: membrane protein ectodomain proteolysis. Gene Ontology annotation, molecular function: metalloendopeptidase activity. NCBI's taxonomy places the organism in Eukaryota, Metazoa, Priapulida, Priapulimorpha, Priapulimorphida, Priapulidae. The record is from RefSeq and is a predicted model, not a curated record.
UUACAGCCAAGGUCCAUGCAGAUUCACACUGGGAUCUGAGGAAACCUCUAACUCUGUUUAGUGAUUAUGAUACAACGAUACCACACCAGACAGUCAAUCGACUGAAGCGCCAGUUGUCAGUGGCAGAGCAGGUUGAUCAUGGCACAGAAACAAUAAUCAUAAUAACAGCAUUUGGUAGAGAAUUCAUAUUGGAUCUCAAAUUGAAUAGUGGUCUCAUCGCAAGAUCUUAUAUAGAAAAGUACUACAUAAAUGAUAGUCCUGUGAUCAGAAAUGGAUCAGAUCAUGCUAAAUCCAGUUGUUUUUACCAUGGACAUAUACAAGGGUUCCCGGAUUCAAUAGCAGCAAUCAGUACUUGUUCAGGAAUAAGUGGUUUUUUUAGGGAUAACAAUGAAACCUACCACAUAGAGCCAAGGGGUGAAUCAGAAAGCAAUGAGCAUUUUGUUUACAAAGAGAAAGACAGAAUUGCAUCUAAGAAAAGCGAUACGCACCGCAUCCGUGAGGUGGAUGCAGGUGGAGGUAAAAGCCAUGUGAGGCUCAAACGGGAACUAUCUGAACCCUAUGGUGCCAGACAACAUCCCCUGCAUGUUGAACUGUUUCUCGUCAUCGACAAGACCAUGUAUGACCAUUCUGCAAACUUGGAUGCUGCUAUAGAACGUGCAAAGAAAAUCUCAAAUAUUGUUAACGUGAUAUACAAGCCGCUCAAUAUAUUCAUAGUUCUUGUUGGAGUAGAAGUGUGGAAUGAACGUGACAAGAUAGAACUGUCUCAAGAUGGUGAUGUAACGCUCUCACGGUUUUUGGAUUACCGGAAACAGCACAUUCUACCAAACCAUCGCAAUGACAAUACUCAGUUGAUGAGUGGUAACGAAGUAUUUGAGAACAGCGUUGUUGGAAAAGCCUACAAGGGUUUGAUGUGCAGCUACCAAUAUUCGGCAGGAGUAAUUGCUGACCACAGUCGCAUAGAGAUGCCAGUGGCCAGUACACUGGCCCAUGAGAUGGGGCAUAACUUUGGAAUGGAGCAUGACACAGAUAAAUGCACGUGCGAUGACAAGAAAUGCGUCAUGGCUGCCUCCUCCUCGGGGGAAUGGUUCAGUCCCACCAAGUUCUCGAGCUGCUCCGUUGAAAAACUCGCAAUGUUUGUGAGCCGCGGCAUCGACUGGUGUCUGAGGAACAAGCCGGUGUCGGUGUUCGAGGGGCCAGUGUGUGGGGAUGGCUAUGUGGAGGAGGGAGAGCAAUGCGAUUGUGGUCCUGAAGGCAUGUGCGAUAGUCCGUGUUGCAACCCUUCUACUUGUCAGCUGUAUGCCAACGCCACCUGUGGCUCGGGUCUUUGUUGUGAUCUCACAACAUGCAAGCUCUUGGAGGCCGGGACAUCUUGCAGGGAUGCUGUAGAUGAGUGUGACUUGCCUGAAUUCUGUACUGGCCAAGUGGAGUUCUGUCCGCGUGACGUCACCAAGCAAGAUGGCAUCCCCUGCGAUAAUAAUCAGGGAUACUGCUACCACGGCAGCUGUGGGAGUCACGAUCAGCGAUGCAAGCUGCUCUGGGGGCAAGCGGUAAAGGUGGGGCCCAAUGAGUGCUUUGAGAAGAACACACGUGGUGUUGUCAUUGGUAACUGUGGAUACAACAGGGUCACUGAUACUUACCUGCAGUGUCCUCGCAAGGGAAACCAUGUCCUGUGUGGACGACUGAACUGCGUGCCGCUGGGCACGACGCCGGUGUUCGGUAUAGAUGUCAGCACCAUUCACGGCAAGUCGUCCAUCUUUACAAGUGACAGAGUCAUGGAGCUCUGCCACAUCCUCCAGAUAGACAUGGGUCUCGACUCUACCGACCCUGGCAUGACACCAGAUGGCGCACUGUGCGGAAAUGAGAUGAUGUGCGUAUCCCAGCGUUGCACUGGCGUUAAAGAUGUUCUGGAUAUUGCAUGCCUGGAAUCCUGCCAUGGACAAGGGGUUUGCAACAACAAAAAACAUUGCCACUGCAAUAAAGGGUAUGCACCACCUUAUUGUGAUACGCCGGGCUAUGGUGGAAGUGAGGACAGUGGUCCCCCAGCAGAUGACAGAGGCUCAAAGAAUUUCCUCAUAGGGUCAAUGACAUUCUUCGUAGUUUUGCUUCCUGUCAUCUUCGUCAUACUGUUGAUAUACCACGUGAGGGGACCAGGCAUUCCUUGUUUGCCACAUCGAGUCGCAAAGAGACAGAGUGUGCAGCAGUCGGGUGGGGGACGGCCACGCUCUGUGACGUCACAGCACAGCCAGGCGAGCUCACCAGAGAGCCCAACAACCCCGACCGGAUCAUCACAGGCGAAGACAACAUGGCCGUGGUCAGCGUGGUUCCGUCGUUCUGCCAAGGCACCCGCGACACCAAGUGCUGCCACCUACCCGCCCGCGGUCAAUGCAGAACCUCUGUUAGUGGAGCAACCGAAGCAGGACGGGGUGCGGAAGGCUGGUGGCGGGACACGACCGGCUGUGGUCGGCGGUCGGUCAGGUCAACAAGGGGUCGGGGGUUGGGCGGGUCAACAAGGGGUUGGGAGUCGGGCAGGUCAACAAGGGGUCGGGGGUCGAGCAGGGGAGGGUGGGAGCAGAGGUGCACCUACAGGAUCGCGCGUCACCGCGCUCGCUCAGUCGUUCUCCUCGCCCCACAAGCUGCCAUCAGCUACUGGAAAUCCCGUGAAACGCAACCAGUCGGAAGCAAGCACGUCGCGAGUGGUGCAACCUGUUAACAAGACAGCCGCGAAACCCCAGGCGCGGACUGCGGCAGCUGUAAAGGCGCCCGCCAAAGUCAUCCAGCCACCCGCAGCGGCUAGGCAGCCGAUCCAGUCCUCGUGGCCGAAACCGCCACCCAUCAAUAGUGAAGAGGGUGCCGCGAAACACGGUCCCAUUCGCGGGGCUACUGCAGCACCCUCCACAUCGAAAGCAGCGAUGGCACCGGUGCGGGCUGCUCCGGUGGUUCCCCCUUUUGGCUCCAAGUUCGACGAAGUCCCACUUAGUCCCACCCGACCCGCUCCUGGGUUGCCCUCUAGUGGGAAACGCUUCCCGUUGGUGACUGGGGCUUUACCUGCCCUUCCACCGCGUCCGGGUGCCGAGUCCAAGUCUCAAGCAGCAGCACAGCCAGCCGGUGGCAGCCCGUCAGUGGCUCAACGGGCGAGGUGGCUAAACGACAAGCUAACACCAACAUCCAGUCCCACCGGAAGUCCGAAAACCAGGGCGAAAGUGACACGGUAAGGUGACGCAAAACACGUAAUGGGCUCCAGGGCGCGACGGAACGAAUACAUUAUAUCGUGACCAUAAGUUGGGGAUAUUGGAAUAUAUUACAAUGAUUUACUCUUGCUACUAUACUUAACUGGUAUCAGGAGUGAAUAGAAACAUUGUUUAUAUAUUCACUCCUGCUAGCAUAUAGAUUUGUGGCAAUAGCAAUCAGCAAUGUUUUCCCAGUGAUGGAAUUAUGUUUAGAUUGGCUGGAAGCAAUCGCAUGAGGAUUGCAAUGAGACUGCUAUUUAAUUUGCUAUACAUGAUUGGUUGUAGUUAGUUAACGCACAGCCACAUACAGACUUACAGUUUUUAGCUGUCACUGGAUGUGGAUGCGUGCUUUCCCCUGAUGUUUCUUGCGGUGAGCAAGUUGAAAAAAAUCUCACAUAUACUCAGAGAAUUUUGUUUACAGUUUAUAAAGUAGGGACUAUGCAAUCAUUUUGGCAUCAGAGUCAGUGGCGCUAUAUUUCAAAAGGGGGUGGGAGUGGUUUAACCUUAGUGUGCACGUUACUUUGAAUGGGAACAUUCAAAGCAAAAAGUCAGGUAACAUCACACUAUAUUACCUUGAGUUAUUCGUAUUUCAUGCAUGUAUUUCUUCCACUAUGUCGGUAUAAUGUUAAACUAUUCUGUUUGCGAUACCGUCGAUUGAUUUAUAUAUGAUCAUGAAUGCUACUGUGGCACUCCAAUCAGAUAAGUGAAGUCGGUAUGUUUUGAUGUAUAAUGUAGCCGCGAUCAUAAUUUUAUCUUUCUGAAGUAAUUCGUUGGCCUAGCUAGCUAAUCCCAUGGGUACUUUUAUUAUGUCAGCGUGAAAAUGGAGUAUGCCACAUUGAUUAUUGUGUAUAAAGUUAUCGAUUGUAAUUGGAAAGCUUAAUUGAAACAUGCGCAUAUGUACUUUGAGAAUUUUAUUCUACUUAGACAAUCAGGUGACUUUUAAAGACCAUUCCGCUGAACAUUACGUUCUGCCGAUAUCGGUUAAAAUCAUCAAUUUUAUUCACGUGCAAUGAGAUGAUUCUGAACAAUCUAAGUGUAGUAAUUUGUCUGGUUGGGUGUGGGGUGAUGUAGCGAUUAACUCUCAUCCAAGUUUACGUACUAUUUGCUUUUCUACAGUAAAAGCGUUUGAUGCUUUAGAAAGCGUAGAAGCGUAUUAUAUUUCGAAGGAUGGGAAUUCGUCGUAUUUUUAUUCAUGUGAUCAUUAGAAAGGGCAACUAGUGUGUGGCAGCCAAUCAUUCAGUUGGUUUUGUAGGUGGUGCUUAGAAGCGUAUGUGUGUACGUUCGGAGUAUUUUUAUUUUUAACAGAGCUCUUAUUUUAUAUUGCAGUUGUACAAACUUCUUUGUGCCAGGGUUUCUGUACGUGCACAUGCGCAGUAGUUAGCGUAGCGAAAUAGUGUGUGAUUUCUAUAUGCUUAAUGCGAUUGGGUCUAAAUUACCUUAUAGGUAACGUAUGUUGUAGUGACGAAUGUGCUAUCGCUAGUACUAGUGUGUGGGAAAUGUCGUCGUGAUUCUUUUUUUACCGGCAUGAAAUGAAAUGUUUCUCUUUUUACAAAUAUUUAUCUAUUUUUGCACGUCUCGCGACAUUGUGUGUGGCUGCUAAGUGAAUUUGUCGUGUAUGAUAAUACUCCAUAUACAUAUAGGGCCACGCGUCUUACAAAAUACUCAGAUGUGUAUUAUAAUGCUAACCGUACAUUUGCAAUUUAUGGUUGUUGGCAGGAGUCUAUGGGUUCCACAAAAAUAGUGAUCGGUUUUAUUUCUCUGUGUAUAAAUAUGGUGAAUAGAAAAAGGAGAAAUCCUGUAAUAGCAGGUCAGGGCAUUAGCGUAAAUUUAAGUAAAAAUAUGCGUGAAUAAAAUCCAUCUUAGAACGAAAA